GACGACCCGCCAAAAUCGGUUGGUCCUGGCGGGUUCGGAGCCCGGCGUGGCGGAGGCCAGGGGCCCUCUGGGAACGCUAACCCGCCUCAGGAGUGCGCAGGCGCAGAACUUCUGGCUCGCCAUCGUCGUCUUUGUCUGCUGCACUCAUAUAGCACUGUCAAGCCAGGUUUUAAGGCUCUCACCAUCUGAGUAGGAGAAAAGCCUCUGAGCCAGAUAUUUCAUGAAUCUCCAGGAACUGCGUUCUCUUUAUCUUUGAAAACCUUUGAGGAUUUUAAGAACUAAGCCUGAAUUCUAGCAUGCUGCUUUGCCUCCCAACCAUAAUCGCAGAUUCUGUGUCACUUUGUUUCUUUACAAGUUUAAAGUCACCAGUUAAAACAAAAAGAUCAAUGGAUGAUUGAGAAGAAAUAUAAAGAGUUCUCUAGAAAAGAAUCCAUUUAUCUGUAGAUACCUGGCAACCACCAACGUUGUGGGAAUCCAGCCUAUUCUAAUAAACCUGAGAAGUUUAUAAACAAAUAAAGAUACAACGUGAAAGACUUGAGUGAAGUCUCAUUGUUCUCUGUGAAAAUAUAGACUGAGGAAACAAAAUAGUAUUUCCUUGGAGCACAGCAUUGAUUCUUCAAGACUACACUUCUGUGUAUGGGACUCAGUUUAAGAAAAGUUGAAACAUAAUUUAUGCUUAAAUAUGCAAGAAGCAGUAUAAGAAAGAACCAUUGACUUGGGGUUGUGGCUCAGUUGUAGAGUGCUUGCCUAGCAUGCAUGUGGCACUGGGUUCAAUCCUCAGCAACACAUAAAGAUAAAAUAAAAAUAUUGAAUCCACCUAAAACUUAAAAAAAAAGAACCAUUAAUACAAAGAGAAUGCUAUAUCUCAUCCCUUUUUAUAAUCAUCUCAUCUCAGGAUAUAUCAGUGUGAGAAAAAUCUUCCAUCAUUAACUCAAAUUUGUUAGAUACCUGAGAAUAUUGAAAAGAAAUCACACAAGUUUAGUGAAACGUGGAAAAGCUUUCAUCCUUACUGCAUUUCAGUAGCUACAAGGAAAAAGGGAAACCUAGGAGAAUUGUCCUGUGCAUGACAGGAAUGUUGGAAAGUCUUCAGCCUGAUUCAGAUCUACUUCAGCAUGAUGAAAUUCAUACUGAUCAGAAACCUUAUGAGUGUAAAAAAACCUUUAGCCUGAAAGAAAACUUGAUAGAGCAAAGGAACAUGCAUACUGGAGGAAAAUCACAUGAAUGUACUGAAUGUGGUAAAGUGUUCUCUCGAGUCUCAUCACUUACUCUACAUUUGAAAAGUCAUACAGGAAAGAAAUCCUAUAAGUGUAAUAAGUGUGGAAAAGCCUUUGGCCAAAAGAGAAACUUCCUUUCUCAUCAGAAACAUCAUACUGAAGAGAAAUCUUAUGAAAGUGGGAAAACUUCUGUUAAGAUGCCAAUCCUCAUUAAACACCAGAGAAAUCAUACAGAAAACAAACCAUAUGCAUGUAAGGAAUGUGGCAAAGCUUUUAAUGGAAAGUCAUAUCUCAGCGAGCAUGAGAAAAUUCAUACUGGAGAAAAACCUUUUGAAUGUAAUCAAUGUGGAAGGGCCUUCAGCCAGAAGCAGUACCUCAUUAAACAUCAGAACAUCCAUAGUGGAAAGAAACCCUUUAAAUGUAAUGAAUGUGGGAAAGCCUUUAGCCAGAAGGAAAACCUCAUUAUCCAUCAGAGAAUACAUACUGGAGAGAAACCUUAUGAAUGUAAAGGGUGUGGGAAAGCUUUCAUUCAGAAGUCAAGCCUCAUUAGACACCAGAGAAGUCAUACCGGAGAGAAACCAUACAGUUGUAAGGAAUGUGGAAAAGCCUUCAGUGGCAAAUCAAAUCUCACUGAGCACGAGAAAAUUCAUAUUGGAGAGAAACCCUAUAAAUGUAAUGAAUGUGGAACAAUCUUCAGACAGAAGCAAUACCUCAUUAAACAUCACAAUAUUCAUACCGGAGAGAAACCCUAUGAAUGUAAUAAAUGUGGAAAAGCCUUUUCUCGAAUCACAUCACUUAUUGUACAUGUGAGAAUCCAUACAGGUGAUAAACCAUAUGAAUGUAAAAUAUGUGGGAAAGCCUUCUGUCAAAGCUCGUCUCUUACUGUACAUAUGAGAAGCCACACAGGUGAGAAACCCUAUGGUUGCAAUGAAUGUGGGAAAGCCUUUUCUCAGUUCUCAACUCUUGCUCUACACAUGCGAAUCCAUACUGGUGAAAAACCUUAUCAAUGUAGCGAAUGUGGGAAAGCUUUCAGCCAGAAGUCACAUCACAUUAGACACCAGAGAAUUCAUACUCAUUAAAACUCUAUGAAGGCCUUGGAUGUAGAAAAAACUCCAUCAGAAUUUAUACUUAAUAAUAUCAAAAAACUUAUUUUACAUUAAAGUGACACAAAAUGUGGGAAAUCCUGCAGCAACUCAAAAUACAAAGAUGUUUAAUAAGUAGCAGGGCAAAAAGCUUCCACAAUAAAUAUUAUUGUACUUUUAUGAGCAUUCUUGUUGAGUUAGAAUCCAGUUAUGGAGACCAACUAGCAUGUUUCUGGGAGUCCUAUGAGAUACAUUAAGACAACUAUAUGAGAGAAAAGGAUUUGAAAUUGAGAGACAAUUAUUUUUUUGUUAUGUGCUUUGCUAUAUGUGUACUUUGUAAAACUAAUCAAAGUAUUUGGUGUUGAUGCAAUUGUAGAAAAUUGAGGUUGGGACAGAGUACUGAAUCCAUUAAGCCUGAAUUUGUGGGUAAUUGGUGAUUCAUAAAGGUGGCAUCCCAAAUUUAGGGAUUAUUUUAAAAAUGAUCUCAGGGUAAUUGAUUUCUUCAUUUGGAAAAAUAAGCAACCUCUGUCAUUAUUCAUUAAAAUACUUAUUUAUUAUGAAAUCCAAAACUUGAAUGCUGGAAUGCAAAAAGCAAAACAAUAAUAUAAAUUUUAUACAAGAGUGUUUUUAAAACCUUAGGGUAGGAAAGAAUUUCUAAAUUAUAUUCCAGAAGACUCAACAAUUCUACUUUUAAAUAUAUAUACAUAUACCCAAAACACAUGGACACAGGGAGUAUACGUGUCUGUUCAUUGCAGCAUGAAAAAUGGUAGCCAAAAAUUGGAAACAGAUGUCUGUUGCUUGUGAAAUACAUAUAUAAAAUGUGAUAGUCAUAGAGUAGAAUACUCUCUAGCAGUCAAGUACAAAUUAAAUUUGUAUGUAUAUUAACAGUGAAAGAUAUGAAAAAUCAUACAGAAUGAAGAAAACCGAAGUGAUGAAUAUAUUGUAGAGAUAUCCUUGUGAAUCUAAAUAAAAUCAACACUAACCAACCCCUGUA
Molecule: messenger RNA, 3290 nt
Organism: Ictidomys tridecemlineatus (thirteen-lined ground squirrel)
Lineage: Eukaryota; Metazoa; Chordata; Mammalia; Rodentia; Sciuridae
Gene: Znf260
Product: zinc finger protein 260
Biological process (GO): regulation of immune system process; negative regulation of transcription by RNA polymerase II; regulation of cytokine production
Cellular component (GO): nucleoplasm
Molecular function (GO): RNA polymerase II cis-regulatory region sequence-specific DNA binding; DNA-binding transcription repressor activity, RNA polymerase II-specific
Source: RefSeq, a predicted model, not a curated record